Molecule: messenger RNA, 1034 nt
Organism: Aspergillus welwitschiae
Lineage: Eukaryota; Fungi; Ascomycota; Eurotiomycetes; Eurotiales; Aspergillaceae
Exons: 3
Coding region: 226-984 (252 amino acids)
Source: RefSeq, a predicted model, not a curated record
AGCCAGCCCAUAGUUGAUCCCGCACCGCACCGCAGCUAACCUAAGCUUGGCGGUCACUGCCCGCGGCACCCCAGACCAUACGCCACUUUCCUCUACUCCUCACUCACAUAAUCCCCGCAUCCUCUACCAUUGACAACAACAAGAAUCUCCCAGCCGCUCGAUUCCCAAUCUACCCACCGCUCUCUCGCGACAUACCACCCACCAACCAACUACCCAAGCGUAAGCAUGGCGCCCAUCCGCCGCUACCUCCGGAUCAGCAAAUACACAGUCCUCGAAUGCCGAAUCUACCUCGAGAACCCGUCCGAUAUACGGUGGCUCCUGAACGCGCGUGACGCCGUGCUUCCACGCGUAUUCGCAGCGAUCCGGCCGCUCGUGCUGCCCAAACUACGCGAGGAGAAUGAGCGGUUAUUUGCGAAGAAGAAGGGGAAGCCGGUGAAAGAUGUUAUCUCUGAAGAGGAAUUCGAAGUUGCGUUGUUUUUGCGCGAGUCGAGGACGCGCCAUUCGCUUCUUACAAGGCACAAGGAAUUUGACGAGGAUGAGGGGGGCUACGCUGUGGGUAGGGGGACAGGGUCUGGUCCUGGUGGGGCUGGGGCUGGGAUAUUGAUUGAGAGUGAUGAUGAAGGAGAGGGUUUGGAGAUGCGGGAUAUUCCACAGGCGACUAGUGAUGAUGAUGGCGCGGGGGCGAAACGUCAGCGGGAUGAUGCUGAUGGGCAGUCUGAUGACUCGCCGGAGCGGCAGCGUACAUCGAAGCGGAGGAAGGAUGAUGGUACGCUAUCGCGAGAUGCAGAUGAUGGCGAUGACAAGAAGAUGCGCUUCAGGACCAACUACGAGGGAUUCAAUAUCUACGGCUGGGUGCUGUGUCUGCUUGUCACGCGGAAAGGUGACAAGACGGGAACAAGAGCUGCCACGGCAGAACCUGGUCGUCAGGUCCUCAUGGAGGAAUGGAUAUCAACCCAGGCGCAAGGCGAUCUGCCUGAAGAAUAAUUUCGAAGCUGCCUGCAAUACGUUGCAGUAUUGCAAGACUUGCACACGCC